Molecule: messenger RNA, 1161 nt
Organism: Amphimedon queenslandica
Lineage: Eukaryota; Metazoa; Porifera; Demospongiae; Haplosclerida; Niphatidae
Product: UDP-glucuronosyltransferase 2B9-like
Exons: 2
Molecular function (GO): UDP-glycosyltransferase activity
Source: RefSeq, a predicted model, not a curated record
AUGAAAACCCUCUUUCUUCUGCUCUUAGUUGGAUGUUAUAGAUUGAAUAGUGAGAAGCAAGAAAAGAAAUCACUGUCAAUCCUCCUUUCUGCAAUCCCUGCCCCUGGUCACUACUUGAAUUUUAUAAUUUUGGGAAAUGCAUUGAAAGAACAAGGUCACAAUGUCACCCUUCUUAUGCUUCAGUUCAAAGAUUAUAACAAACCAAAGGAGCUCUGUGAGGAACGUGGACUUUACUACAUUCCUAUACCAGUUAAUGUUAGUUAUCAUGAUUUUAAAGCAAAAGUCAAUAACAAUGAUUUAAAAAGCUUUGUGCAAGUUUUAUCAGGUACGUUAUAUAGUUUUUUUUCCUCGAUGAGCUCUUUCAUUUCAAAUGAACUGGAUACCUCUGAAAUAGACAUUGUUGUCACUCAAGAAUUUUUGAUGGGAAGUUUUCUUUGCACAAUGAAUGAGGAUCUACCAAUUAUUUUUGUGUCAGCAAGUGUUCUUAUUGAUCCUUCUCUGCUACCAUCAUGGCCUUUUCCACAUAUAGCAUUUUCUUCCAUUACUCAUGACACAUCCAUUACAGAUCGUUUUAUGAUAACAGCUGCUAGGAAUUUUCUAUUAGCACCAAUCCAAAAAUUAAUUGUUUGGUAUAUGUCUUCAUAUAAUCCAGAAUGCUGGGAGAGGAAAUAUAACUAUUACUUACCUCCAGGCCAUGCUGCUCCUUAUAUUGCAGCAACAGUUAUUGGGUUUGAGUAUCCAAGAACAAAUCUUCCAUUAGUUGAUUAUGUAGGUCCUUUUAUUCCAAACACACUUGAUCCUCUACCAUCCGAUAUUGAUUUGUGGCUGAAGAGUAAAAAAGAAAACAGUGUAGUGUACAUUUCAAUGGGUAGCAUUCUCACUGGAUCUCAGAAAUUUGCGGAAGCACUUUACAAUGGCAUACCUAGUAACUAUUCAGUUUUGUGGUCUGCUACUAAUAAAACCAUUCUAAAAGGCAUUGAAAAUGAACUAAAUAAUAAUCGUUUCCUCAUUAAGAGCUGGAUACCACAGAUUAGUGCAUUGAAUCAUUCAUCAAUAUCAUUAGCUAUUCUUCAUGGAGGAGCAGGAGGAGUACACCAAGCACUCUAUUUUGGAAUACCAAUAAUUGUCAUUCCAUUGAGCCCUGGAGAUCAAUCAAGUAAU